Molecule: messenger RNA, 692 nt
Organism: Anopheles coustani
Lineage: Eukaryota; Metazoa; Arthropoda; Insecta; Diptera; Culicidae
Exons: 3
Coding region: 79-606 (175 amino acids)
Source: RefSeq, a predicted model, not a curated record
GAGGAAAUCCUGGACAAACAAUCAGAAUGUUCAACUAUUGAGCAACAGGAGCAUCAAGUUACAAUUGAUCGUUUAAAGAUGGCAAUAGAGGAAGUGGAACAAUCUAUAAAUUCUUCAAAUGUUCGAAUCAAUUACCUUGAACAGAGCUUCCAAGACAAAUUAAAAACGUUUAAUGAAUCGAUCGAAAGGCUGGAAGAAGAAGUGGGUAUUUUGAGGAUCACGACCAAUAGUCGGGCACACACUUUAGAAAACAACUUACAAACCAUGAUGAUUCAACAUACUGAUCCUGAACGUUGUUCACGGCAUAGUCACUGUUCUGGGCGUAUAUGUGGAAAAAAAUCCGAGCCAAAAAAAUUAGAUUCAGUUGCUGAAGGUCCCGAAGGAGCGGCAGAUAACUCAACGAUGGUAAUACAAAAUUUGUGUCACGAGAAAAAGAGUCAGCACAACUUGAACGAAGAAGCACUUAAUGAUGAUGCAUAUUACAACCUAAGCAAGGCUGACACCAUUCCUGUAACGUCGAAAGACCUGAUGGAAUACCGAAAAGAAUUCCAGUCAGACUCUAAGGCUGCUGUUGCGUCAUUUGCUACGAUCGCGCCUAUUAUCUGACCAUGGCAAAAAACAAAAUCUUUUGCAAAAACUCGUUCAUCUUCAAUGAUUGGCCCCAACCGAUUUUGUUCUUCCGUCAAAUCGUC